UGAGAAGCAUAAAAAUGGGAAGGAAGGAAGUAGAUAUUAAAGCAGAAACGUCAGCAGUGAUGAAAACAUAGCCCCUCUGACGCACAGAAUGACGAAGACAAAAAGCGGAUUCCUUUCCUAUAUAAUAUAAUAAUAGACAAUGAGCACCGUGCAAUCAGCAACCAAAAUGACUCAAGCCCAGAUUCAACCAGUUAAACUUGGAACCCAAGGCUUUGAGGUUUCAAAAUUGGGAUUCGGAUGUAUGGGCCUUACUGGAGCGUACAAUGACCCUCUCCAAGAACAGGAUGGCAUAUCUGUUAUCAAGUAUGCGUUCAGUAAGGGAAUCACAUUUUUUGAUACUGCGGAUGUUUAUGGAGCCAAUGCUAAUGAACUUUUGGUUGGAAAGGCUUUGAAGCAGCUGCCCAGAGAAAAGAUUCAGAUAGCCACAAAAUUUGGUAUUGCUUCACGAGGUUUUCCUGAUUUGAAGAUCAAGGGUUCGCCUGAAUAUGUGCGAUCAUGCUGUGAAGCUAGCUUGAAGCGUCUUGAUGUUGAAUACAUUGAUCUCUAUUAUCAGCACAGAGUGGACACAUCUGUACCUAUAGAGGAAACAGUGGGUGAACUUAAGAAAUUGGUCGAAGAGGGUAAAGUCAAAUAUAUUGGAUUAUCUGAAGCCAGCCCAGAUACAAUAAGGAGAGCACACGCAAUUCAUCCCAUCACAGCUGUGCAAAUAGAGUGGUCUUUGUGGACUCGUGACAUUGAAGAAGAGAUAGUCCCUCUCUGCAGGGAACUUGGUAUUGGAAUUGUACCAUAUAGUCCUCUUGGUCGUGGCUUUUUUGGCGGCAAAGGAGUUGUGGAAAAUGUGCCUGCAAAUAGCUCCCUGAAAGCACAUCCACGCUUUCAAGCCGAGAACUUAGACAAGAACAAGAAUAUAUAUGAACGAAUUGAAGGCCUUGCUAAGAAGCAUCAGGCCACUCCUGCCCAGUUGGCAUUAGCAUGGGUACUUCAGCAAGGCGAGGAUGUUGUACCUAUCCCUGGAACAACUAAGAUUAAGAACCUGGAUCAAAACAUAGGUGCCUUAGCAGUGAAACUGUCAGAAAAAGACCUGAGAGAAAUUUCUGAGGCGGUUCCCAUUGGUGAUGUAGCAGGUGGUAGAUACUACAAUGGAUUGGAUCACUUUUCAUGGAAGUAUGCUAACACACCUCCAAAAGAUUCAAAAAUCUCAACCUGACGCACCCAACCAACCCUUUGGUUAGGGAAUCUACCAAGUCAUCAUGAAUUGAGGGUAGCAAGGCUGGCAAAGGCUAAUAUCAGGAUGCUAUUUAAAUAUCAAUAAUGUAGCCCUUCUUGAUGUUGGACUUCCUAGAUAUUUGGUUGGUUAAAAUUUUUAAUUUAGACUGUAAUACUUUUUUAUAUGCAACAGAUAAUUAUGAGCAGUUUCGAAGGCAUGACUUGAGUUUAGGAUGGGUCAAACAUGGUUUUUGCAUUCACCAAGAUGUUUGAAUCUGCGUUAGAAACAUGAUUUUAAAUUAUGGACUCAAGUCUCAUUGAAGUAUUUGGAAUCAGUUUUUGCAUCA
Messenger RNA from Glycine soja, 1553 nucleotides. Its product is annotated as probable aldo-keto reductase 1. Gene Ontology annotation, cellular component: cytoplasm. The transcript is spliced from 7 exons. Lineage: Eukaryota; Viridiplantae; Streptophyta; Magnoliopsida; Fabales; Fabaceae. The record is from RefSeq and is a predicted model, not a curated record. Bases 140 to 1207 code for a protein of 355 amino acids.